Messenger RNA from Paramecium octaurelia, 711 nucleotides. NCBI's taxonomy places the organism in Eukaryota, Ciliophora, Oligohymenophorea, Peniculida, Parameciidae. The record is from the annotation of a GenBank genome assembly.
AUGAAUAGAAUAAGAAUAUAUUCGUAGCGUAAUCGUUACAAUAGCAUAGAUGAAAGCAAAUUCAAAUCUACUACCUAUCGACCAAUUCAAGAAAAAAAUCUGUUAUUGAUAAAUAAGAAUACCCUCAUUCUUUACAUUAACAGAAUAUGUAAAUAUAUACAAGAAUUGCAAUAAUAUAAGAAUGAAGGAUAUAUAAGGAAUAUCCUUAACAAAAUAUUUACGUCAACAUCAAAUUUUCAAGAUAUCUAAGAAAUAUUUAGCAUUCCUGUUGUUCAUCUAAAUCGUGAUAUUUUACUGAAUAGAACUAUUCACUUCAUAAACACCUUAUAAAUCAAACCAUCCUAGUAAACCUUGUAUUUAUAAAAUUUUAUGAAAUGGUUUGCCUAUUUUGAUGAAUUACUUUAUAGCGAAAUGGAAAAAAUACAUGAACAUUAUCUCUGUGGUAUACAAAGUAAGAUAGUGGAUUAAAUAAAAAUUAACAAACUUAAAUAAGUUGAAUUAAAGCGAACUUUAAACCCAAAGAAGAAAGAAAUCAUUUAAUAUAUAAACUAAUUUUCUAUAAAACCAAUUCAUAAAUAAUUUAGUUCUGUCUAAUCAAUCGAGUAAUACGAGAAUAAAUUUGGAGAAUUUGAUCUCAUAUCAUCAUACUCUAGAAACUAUGCUAAAUAACUUGACAAAAUUAAUCUAGAUCUUAAUUAAUAUUAUUAAUGA